AUCUCCAUGGAGUUCAGGAACCUGUCAAAGGUCUACCAGGACGUGAUUUCGGAUAUUUGCCACAAGAUGGGUGUUGGGAUGGCAGAGUUCUUGGAGAAGAAGGUGGACUCUCAGCACGAGUGGGAUAAGUAUUGUCACUACGUUGCUGGGCUGGUGGGGAUAGGACUUUCCCGUCUCUUCUCUGCAUCAGAGCUAGAAGAUCCUAUCGUCGGGCAGGACACGGAGCUAGCCAACUCCAUGGGCCUCUUCCUGCAGAAAACCAACAUCAUCCGUGACUAUCUGGAGGACCAGCUGGAGGGAAGGGAGUUCUGGCCCAGAGAGGUUUGGAGCAGAUACGCAAAGAAGCUCUCGGAUCUUGCCAAACCAGAAAACAUCGAUAUGGCUGUCCAGUGUCUGAAUGAGCUCAUCACCAACGCUCUCCACCAUGUCCCUGAUGUCCUCACAUACUUAUCCCGCCUGAAAAACCAAAGUGUCUUCAACUUCUGUGCUAUCCCCCAGGUGAUGGCUAUUGCCACGUUGGCUGCCUGCUACAACAACAAGCAGGUGUUCAGGGGAGUCGUGAAGAUCCGGAAGGGACAGGCCGUCACUCUAAUGAUGGAUGCCACAAACAUACAAGCUGUCAAAGCCAUCAUGUACCAGUAUGUGGAAGAGAUCUACCAGAAGAUCCCAAGCACGGACCCGUCAUCCAACAAGACGCAGCAGGUCAUCGCCUCCAUCCGCGCCAUGAGCUUGCCCGGCGGCCCCAUGGCAUCACGCCACCACUACUCCCCCAUCUACCUGUCGUGCGCCAUGCUCCUGGCCGCCCUGAGCUGGCAGUACCUGAGCACCAUCUCCAAGGCCACCGAGGAGUACGUCCAGGCGGGCGAGAACUGAUGGGCAGCGGGCGGGUGGGGGGAGAGAUUGGUUGGCAGAGGAGGCAGGAGGCUCCUCGUCCCCUGCCGGUGGGGAUGGCCAGGCAGCAGGGUGCCACGGGGCCUGGGAUGGUGACGAGGACGGGACGUCAGUGAGCUGCAGCCCCGGGGCGAUGGUGCAGCAUUGCCCGACUCCGCUCCUCACC
Molecule: messenger RNA, 1057 nt
Organism: Fulmarus glacialis (Northern fulmar)
Lineage: Eukaryota; Metazoa; Chordata; Aves; Procellariiformes; Procellariidae
Gene: FDFT1
Product: farnesyl-diphosphate farnesyltransferase 1
Exons: 5
Biological process (GO): cholesterol biosynthetic process; farnesyl diphosphate metabolic process
Cellular component (GO): endoplasmic reticulum membrane
Molecular function (GO): squalene synthase [NAD(P)H] activity
Source: RefSeq, a predicted model, not a curated record